Toxorhynchites rutilus septentrionalis is the source of this 951-nucleotide messenger RNA. RefSeq lists its product as uncharacterized. NCBI's taxonomy places the organism in Eukaryota, Metazoa, Arthropoda, Insecta, Diptera, Culicidae. The record is from RefSeq and is a predicted model, not a curated record. The transcript has 2 exons. Gene Ontology annotation, molecular function: nucleic acid binding; zinc ion binding. Bases 1 to 951 code for a protein of 316 amino acids.
AUGCAGGGAGUAACCGAACAUGUACGUCUUCCAAUGAUUAAGCUGCAAUGUUUCGACGGUAACAUCGACGAGUGGCUCAGCUUUAGGGAUCUUUUUACUUCACUAAUUCAUUUGAAGCCUGAGUUACCGGACGUAGAAAAACUGCAUUAUCUCAAAGGAUGUUUAGAAGGCGAAGCGAGGGCGCUAAUCGAUUCUUUGAAGAUCACAAAGGCAAACUAUCAUAUUGCCUGGGAAUUGUUGCUCAAGCGUUAUAAUAACAGCAAACUAUUGAAGAAGAAACAGAUGCAAGCACUAUUCAAACUACCAACUAUAGUCAAGGAAUCGGUCGUAGAAUUGCGCUCAUUACUGGAAGGAUUUGAGAAAAUCGUUAACACGUUGGAUCAGAUAACACAACCAGCAGAUUUCAAAGACUUACUGCUGGUGAAUAUUCUCAGUUCCCGGUUGGAUCCAUACACACGAAGAGGGUGGGAGGAAUUUUCCUCUACGAGAGAGCAAGAUACGCUUCCUGAACUCAUCGAAUUUCUGCAGCGACGUGUGCGAAUUUUGGAAGCGCUCCCUGCUAAAUCAUCGGAAAAUAAACACGAGCAAACCGCAGUUAUUAGAAAAGGGCCAACCCCAAUACGCGUCAGUCACCAUGCUGCUCCACAUAUAAGCGGGAAAUGUCCUGCAUGUCCCGAUACACAUUGGCUUUAUUUGUGUCCCACCUUCCAGCGCAUGUCAAUUCCGAGUAAGGAAUCAGUUUUACGCUACAACAAUCUGUGUCGGAAUUGUUUUAAAAAGGGCCAUCAGGCAAAGGAAUGUCUAUCGAAAAAUUCCUGCCGUAACUGCAAGGGUCGACACCACACCAUGUCAACCUACCAACUGCAACAGUACAAACGAAAGGCUGGAACAUGCCCGACGGCAUCGAACUGGCCGAUCCAGCAUUUUAUCAAUCUGGUAGCGUCGAUUUAG